ACAUACAAACAUAUAUACAUCCACGCGCAUGCGCAUACACCUGCAAAGAAUUCCUGUUAUAUUGUCGAUAAUUUUGGAACCUUAUGAUCUUUCAUUCGAGUAUUUCGACGCUUUUGAUGUAUCGAAUCUCUGUUUCAUCGCUUUUCUCUGAGCACUCUCUUCACAUGACAGUGAUCCAAAUUGGGUGCUAACUAUGAGGAGCGAUUGAGGAUCAUAUAACAACUGAGAGAACCAAGGUGUGAGCUCCUUGAUUCAUACUCUAGCAGUCAUGCCGGGGGCUAGGUGAGCUUUCUUUUUCCUCUGUAAACCCAAAGUAUAGAAUAUUCAGAAGCAAAUGAAGGAGCAUUAUCUUGCACAAGUUUUUUAGGUGAAGGCGUAAAGGUUAACAAGAGGAGGAUGGAAGUUUGCCAGUCCCUCAAUUCUACGAAAGGAUUAAAGCACUUCCCUUUGACUCCUUUCCGUAUUUUUAGGGGUCUAAUAUGUUUUUUAGUUUUUCUUUCAACUGCAUUUAUGUUCUUAGUGUAUUUUGUACCUCCAGCUGCUGUAGUUCUGCGGCUUUUCAGUGUACAUUACAGUAGAAAAUCAGUAUGCCUUCUGUUUGGUCUUUGGCUUGGAUUGUGGCCGUUCUUAUUCGAAAAGAUAAACAAAACUAGAGUGAUCUUUUGUGGUGAGAGAGUUCCAGCAAAAGAACGUGUCUUACUUAUAGCCAACCACAGAACAGAGGUUGAUUGGAUGUAUCUGUGGGAUCUAGCAUUGCGGAAGGGGUGCUUGGGCUAUAUUAAAUAUGUCCUCAAGAGCAGUUUAAUGAAAUUGCCAAUCUUUGGCUGGGGAUUUCGCAUAUUGGAGUUCAUCCCAGUGGAGAGAAAAUGGGAACUUGAUCAAUCAGUAAUGCAACAAAUGCUCUCAACCUAUAGCGAUCGUAACGACCCCCUGUGGCUUGCUGUUUUUCCUGAAGGAACUGAUUAUACUGAACAGAAGUGUAAAAGAAGUCAAAAGUAUGCUGCUGAAAAUGGAUUGCUAGUGCUGAAGAAUGUGCUGCUUCCAAAGACACGGGGUUUCUAUGCUUGCUUGGAAACCCUGAGGACCUCCUUGGAUGCAGUUUAUGAUGUGACUAUUGCAUACAAGAAUCAAUGUCCUACUUUCUUGGACAACCUUUUUGGUGUGGAUCCUUCCGAAGUACACAUGCACAUCAGACGUAUCCCUCUUAAGGAAAUCCCGAAAUCUGAAAACGAGGCUGCUGAUUGGUUGAUGAAUGCAUUCCUGUUCAAGGAUCAGCUGCUCUCUGAUUUUAUAACUGAUGGCCAGUUCCCUCAUCAAGGAACAGAAGGUGAACUUUCGACUUCGAAAUGUUUGGCUAAUUGUGGAGUAGUGAUUGCUCUUACUGGAUGGUUCAUGUAUCUUACCAUUUGUUCAUCCAUUUGGUUUAAAGUUUACGUAGGUUUAGCUUGCAUUUACCUUGCUUCUGCUUCUUAUUUCGAUAUCAGACCCUCUCCAGUUCUUGGUACUAUUAAAGAAAUGUUGCAGAGGAAAAAUGUGUAGAAUACAUUUUUAUCUUAGACAUAAUAAGGUUGUUGUAAAAGAUUUUUGGGUGUAAAUUCUUGCUUAUUAACUAUGGCAACAAAUGAUUUGUAUUUACUUUGUCAUAGCAGAUUUUUU
Messenger RNA from Olea europaea var. sylvestris, 1656 nucleotides. RefSeq names its product probable 1-acyl-sn-glycerol-3-phosphate acyltransferase 4. The coding region runs from base 397 to 1539 and encodes 380 amino acids. Gene Ontology annotation, cellular component: endomembrane system. Gene Ontology annotation, molecular function: acyltransferase activity. The transcript has 5 exons. NCBI's taxonomy places the organism in Eukaryota, Viridiplantae, Streptophyta, Magnoliopsida, Lamiales, Oleaceae. The record is from RefSeq and is a predicted model, not a curated record.